This is a messenger RNA of Ostrinia nubilalis (European corn borer), 6746 nucleotides long. It is a transcript of the gene p120ctn, whose product is annotated as catenin delta-2. Gene Ontology annotation, biological process: cell-cell adhesion; cell-cell junction assembly. The transcript is spliced from 16 exons. Bases 20 to 2164 code for a protein of 714 amino acids. The record is from RefSeq and is a predicted model, not a curated record. Gene Ontology annotation, cellular component: plasma membrane; nucleus; cytoplasm. Gene Ontology annotation, molecular function: cadherin binding. Lineage: Eukaryota; Metazoa; Arthropoda; Insecta; Lepidoptera; Crambidae.
CCAGGCGCAGCCCGCGUAUAUGGUGGAGCCCCCGCCGCAAGUCCCCGCCUAUAUGGGGCAGGAAUACGUAGAAGGCGGUGGCAGCGCUUCGCCGAGGAGUGCAUCUCCUGGGGCUUUACCUCAACACAAUUUACACCUACAACAAAGGUACGACUCGACGUCACUGGAGCAGCUAGGGCGACAUUACUGCGUGACGUCACCACGUGGCGAGUACGCGACAGAUGCGUACGGCUACCAACACUACCCUACCGCGUACGAUCCGCCACCCCACCAGCCACCACCUUUCAAGGACUCGCAAAACGGACUAAGUUUAGGCAGCGCGGGAGGACAAUCGAUGUAUGGAGACGAGGAGGAGUUACAGAAACAAAUGGCUGGCAUGGCGUUAGUGCACGGCGGCGUGGGCGGUCGCGAGGACGGUGGCGGGCUUCAAUGGCGCGACCCAAACCUUCCCGAGGUCAUCGGCUUCCUCAACUCGCCGUCCGACGUCGUGAAGGCCAACGCGGCCGCCUACCUGCAGCACCUCACCUACAUGGACGACCCCAACAAGCAGAAGACCAGGAGCCUAGGCGGCAUCCCACCACUAGUGCGGCUGGUCUCCCACGAGAACCCAGAAGUGUGCCGCAACGCGUGCGGAGCGCUCCGCAAUCUGUCCUACGGCCGCCAGAACGACGAGAACAAGCGCGCCAUCCGCGACGCCGGAGGCAUUCCUGCGCUCAUGGCGCUGCUGUGCCGCGCCACCGACAUGGAGGUGAAAGAGCUCGUCACCGGGGUCAUUUGGAACAUGUCAUCGUGCGAGGACCUCAAGCAGUCGAUCAUCGACGACGCGGCGCAGGUCAUCGUCAACAAGGUCAUCAUCCCGCACUCCGGCUGGCAUCCUACUAACCCUGGAGACACUUACUGGUCUAACGUUUUCCGCAACGCAUCGGGCGUGCUCCGCAACGCGUCUUCCGCGGGGGAAUACGCGCGGCGGCGCCUGCGCUGCCUCAACGCGUUACCUGACGCUCUACUGCAUACCGUGCGAGUGGCCGUGCGCGUCAACGGCAUCGGCACCAAGAUCGUCGAGAACUGCGUCUGUGUGCUGCGUAACUUGUCCUACAGAUGUCAAGAAAUUGAAGACCCAUUGUAUGACACGAGAGCACCUCCAACACAGUCGUCGGGACAGGCUAGGAUACAAGCCAGCGCUUCCAAAGGCGAAAACCUAGGCUGUUUCGGCGGCAGUAAAAAGAAGAAGGAAGGCUCAUCUUCGUCUAACUCCACCAGCCCGCUCGGCAAGAGCGAACCUGACACGCAACCUCUUGGGGAUACGUCAUCUAAUACGCAACUGGGGUACAGCGUGCCGAAAGGAACGGAAAUGCUUUGGUCGCCGGAGGUGGUCCCGCUAUACAUGGCGUUGCUGCAGACGUGCUCCAACCCCGAGACCUUAGAAGCAGCGGCGGGCGCUCUGCAGAACCUCGCCGCCUGCUACUGGCAGCCAUCCAUCGACAUCCGAGCAGCUGUGCGGAAGGAGAAAGGUCUGCCGAUCCUCGUGGAACUGCUUCGCAUGGAAGUAGACCGGGUGGUGUGCGCGGUGGCCACGGCGCUGCGGAACCUGGCCAUCGACCAGCGCAACAAGGAGUUGAUCGGGAAGUACGCCAUGAGGGACCUGGUGCAGAAGCUGCCCAGUGGGAACCAUCAGCAUGAUCAGGGCACGUCAGACGACACGAUAGCAGCAGUUCUGGCAACACUGAACGAGGUUAUAAAGAAAAGCGGCGAGUUCUCCCGUUCUUUACUGGAGGCAGGCGGUGUCGAACGCCUGCUCAAUCUUACUAAGCAGCGCCACCGUCAUACGCCACGCGUUCUCAAGUUCGCAGGGCAAGUGCUGAUGACGAUGUGGUCUCACGCGGAACUCCGCGAGGUGUACCGCAAGCACGGCUGGCGCGAGCCCGACUUCCUCACGCCGGCGCGCGCCGCCGUGCCGCGUGGUUCGUCCAACGCCAGCGAUACGGGUGUGGGAGCAGGUCAGGGCACACCCAUGUCGGGAGGCGGAGCCCCUCACUCGCCAAGCAACGCCAACUCCACGCUCAGCCGGCCCAUGGCUUCUACUGGAGGCACCCGAUACGAGGAUAGGACCAUACGCCGCCAUAGAGAGGUACAGAGAAGUUUGCACCUUAUCCCAAUGAAGUAGAAUUUAGUUUGGUAGAAAAGUGCAUGAUGAUUAGAUAGUAUACAUGGCUGCAACGCCAACUCCACGCUCAGCCGGCCCAUGGCUUCUACUGGAGGCACCCGAUACGAGGAUAGGACCAUACGCCGCCAUAGAGAGGUACAGAGAAGUUUGCACCUUAUCCCAAUGAAGUAGAAUUUAGUUUGGUAGAAAAGUGCAUGAUGAUUAGAUAGUAUACAUGGCUGCAACGCCAACUCCACGCUCAGCCGGCCCAUGGCUUCUACUGGAGGCACCCGAUACGAGGAUAGGACCAUACGCCGCCAUAGAGAGGUACAGAGAAGUUUGCACCUUAUCCCAAUGAAGUAGAAUUUAGUUUGGUAGAAAAGUGCAUGAUGAUUAGAUAGUAUACAUGGCUGCAACGCCAACUCCACGCUCAGCCGGCCCAUGGCUUCUACUGGAGGCACCCGAUACGAGGAUAGGACCAUACGCCGCCAUAGAGAGAACGAUGACACAAUGGACGCUAACAGCUACCAAGACGGCCUGGGCAUGGGCAACCCUAACGGGCGGCCGAUGAACCUUCAGGGCGUGCAGGCGCAGAUGCCGAUGCCGCCCAGCAGUCGCUAGCCAGCCCAGGCUCGCUAACCCGCCCAGGCUCGCUAGCCGCCCGCCCUAGUGAGCCGGCACUUUGCAGCUUCGCGAUGUUAUUUAUUCUUUCAGCUUUUUGAGGGUACAGUCAUGAAUUGAACGACAGAAAUAAUGUAUUUAUGGAAAUAUCUCUUCCUAUCUGUGUUAUGUAUCUCCUGGAUUUGUCCUUAAUGUACAGACUGCACAUAAAGGUAUGUUCUGUGGCAUCUUAUGUACAGUCAGUGUCAAAUAGCUCGUGACACUCAAAGUGGCCAAAAAGUUGACAACAUAACCUUAUUCCAAUGUAACAAAGACGUGUUGCGAAGUUUUGACUGCCUUGGGUGUCACGAACUAUGUGAUGCUGACUGUAUAGAUUGCACAUCAAGGUAUAACUGUGGCAUCUGUGACUGUACCGUUGAAAAGUGCGACUCGCAGUUUUGUAUCGAUUUAAAUAUGCAAUCAUUACGCAGCUAGAAAAGGCUUUUAUCCACCAAAGCAGUACCUGUAAACUUCUGCCUAAUAUUGGACGAUAUUUGUAGCUAAAAUAGAGUACAAAAGCAAUGGAACCAGGCAUGGAGAAGGCAGAUUUCUUUGGUGGAUAGACAGCCUAAUAUAACAAUAAUGUAAGGUUAUUAUUACGUGUGAUUGCGACCAGUGCGCCUUCUAGCGAUUCCAUAACAACUGGUCACAAUAUCCAUACGUAUUAAAACCUUUGAAUAUUUGUUCUGAAAGUUCAUAGUAUUUGUAUUGUGCUGUUGAAUGUUAUUAUUUUAUACAUAACGAAAUAUAGAUCGUACAUUCCGUUGUAUAGAAAGUAGAUGCGGUUAGAGCGAUAUAUUGUACUCUGUGGACUUUCACAACGAAUUACUUUUGAACAGUUGUCAGUACAGUCGUCACAAAAGUAGCUUGAAAUGUUUUUUCUCAAGUAAAUAAUACUUCAAGGACUUUUGUUUCAGACUGUACACAAACGAAUUAUGAAUUGUUUUCGCGAAAUAAAAUGGGUAUUGUAUAAGAAGAGCUAAUAUGCACAAGCAUUUAUUUUACGUAGUAGCGGGUCUGCAGGUUGAUGUAUGUGUAUUCUAUGUAAUACAGUCGAUAACAAUAAUAUAUUCACAUUUCAAUAUUGGAUACGAUUGAAUUUAAUGCGAGAUUGUCCUUCGUCAAAUGAUGUAGUCCAAUAGUGUGACAAAAUAUAACCAAGAUUAUUGGUAUCUACCUCCUAAAAUAUACGGGACUGCUACCAUUUGACGCAGGUACUUGGAAUGCUAGCUACGUUUUGAAAUGUCGAUAAUAUUACUGGCGUCGACUGUACGUGUGCCUGUAAGUUGAUCGAGCGAUUUUGGGUCUUAACGCCAGCGUAAUUGAGUGCAAACUCGUCUGGCUAACAGUAUAUGAAUGAAGUUCGUUUGCCGCUUGGCCUAAUUUAGUACAGUCGCGUGUAUGUGGCACCGCCGUUCGAGAGAUCAUGUCAAUUCCCAUGUACAUAUUCGUGCCAUUUACGUAUUUUUAAAAUUUUGAACGGGGGCUUCUAGUAGGUGUGAGCUAUUAAACUUUUCUACUCGGGCUCACCGCGAUAGGAUAUUCGAUAUCUAACUUAUCAAUCAGAUAUAAAAUAUUGGUGUAUUUCAAACUAAUUUUUAUAACAAAACACCAUGUAUUACCCUAUUAUAAUCACCGUAAACAGUUUACAUAUAAAAUUAUCGGAUUUGAAUAUUACUGUUAUUAUUUAUAACAAAUUAGUUUAGUAGAAUUCACAGUGUCCUAACGAAUAUUGUUUGAGCCAAGCGAAAAUGCAUGUUGAAUUUGAGAAUUUUUUACAAGAAAUUUGAUGAGCAUUUUCAUGGUUUGAAUGUUAGGACGCGAUAGUUUAAAUAUGAUAAUGAUAGAAUUUUGUAAUAUUUUGUAUCCAUUCCACGACCCUCUAUGAAAUAAUUGUAAUAUAGGUGUCUAUUGUCCUCUAUGUCUUAAGGAAUAUCCGUCUUAUAUUUAGCGUAAGUUGCAUCGAUGUGGCGACGGGAGGGCUUUGCGGGUUUCUGUUGAGGACUGUACUCGGAUGGAGGGCAAGGAAAUGUCUGUCUAAUGAGUUGAAAGAAACCGAAGUCUCUAUAGUUGGUCCACCGCCGUAAGAACAACUACGCGCGCGUAUUGCACUAUUACCAAGUGACACGUGAUUUCUGUGUCAAUUUGACAUUUUCGCGACCUCGAGAUGUCCUGAGGACACCAUGAAGACACUUUAAAUUAAUUUAAACGGGAUGGUCCCGCUCAUAACUGGACUUAUCACUCACUUAAACAUGACUCACAAUGAAAUCGUUUCAGUAUACCAUAAAUAACAGUUUUAAAUACUUUUUAUUAUUCAAUACAAUAAAAUAACUGACCAAUUUGGUUUAUUGCUCUUACGGCGGUCGACAACGCGUCCCCUAAAUGAUUAGUCCCAAAGUAACAACAUGACAGCUAACGUCACUAGUUAAUCAACUAUAUCGAUAAUAACGUUGAUCUCGUAACAGGACGACAGAGCAUCACUAUAGUUUGCGACAAAAAAUAUUACAUUGGCACUGACGUUGUGAAAUAUAAGCAGCUAAAUGAACUCAAGUUCAUCAAUAUUAGUCACUUUAAUCCUUCAAGGCCCGCGAAUCUAGACACAAUAGAUAAUCAAUUGUUAUGACAUUAAUGAAUGCCGUCUGGGACUCAAGCGGUUAAAUGUUAAAGUGACAAGACAGUUUUGGCGCAAACUAUAGUCGAUUCAUGGGAGGGUUUCAUAUGAGAGAACAAUGGAGUUUUACUGUAUCUCUUAAGUUUGUGAAUUACAUUUUUAUGGAGAAUCAAUUCACUUGUCUCUAGUAUUGUCAUUUGUCAUAAAAUAUAUAAAAAAUAACAAUAUAGGAGUUAAUGAAGUUAAUCAUGUUAUAAAGGAAGUUACAAGUGUAUUAAUUCAAUCACAGGAAGAGACAUUUGAAACCAUUUGAUUUGUAUAUCACGUCUGUUCCCGAUCAUGAUUAGUUCAAGGGAGCUUUAAGUGUUAAUUGCGUUACGUUUCCCUCCGUUUGGUUUUAGUUAAUGAUAACUAUUUAUUUUACAUAAUCAUACUACAUAAGUUUAUAUUUAGUAGACGGUAAAUGUAAGGGUUUACGUGACAAGAUUUUGGAUAUAUUUUAUGCACAAUAAUGCAUUUCGACACGUCCCAACGGGCGACUCGACUGAAUAACCUGGUACAAAACAAAACUACCCUCAUCCAGUGCAUUAUAUGAUUUAAGUACCCGUGUAUGUAAGUUUUGUAUGAUAUUUUUUAAAAGUGUAAGUGAAUGUACAACCAAUUUUCAUUACAGUCUGCUUGCCAGGUUUGUGUCGCUUCUAUGAAGUGAUUUUUUUAAAUAAUUUCCACUGAAGACCUUUUUACAUUAAGUUAGGCUUAAGAGAUAAUUAUUUAAUCGUCUUAUUUUUUAUUUAUCGUAUUUUUAGGCGAGAAUAUUAGGCAAUUGUAUGUAGGCAUUAUUAGAUACAUAUAUUGUUUUUAAUAUACUAUAUGAUAUGUUUUAUGGAAUGCUGUCUAUAUCGAUUCUAUGACGACUAAUGUAGGCCUUGUAUAGAUUGUUUGUUUACUUUUGCAUCUGAUUCACUUCCACAGAUCUCUAGAACUUUAUCGUUUGUAAGUCGUUGUAGUGUCACCAUAAAUUUAUCCGAAAUCCUUAUCUAGUGUUACACCACAGUUUAAAAAUAUUUUAUUGGUCUGUGGUCAACCAUAGGCUAUAGAGUUGUUGGAACAGUAAAUACUCGAUUAUUUAUAUUUUAUUUAAAAAAAUAUAUUGACAAAUUAUUUAAAUAGAGCGGUCUUUGUUUGUCGUUGCGACACUAGAUGUAAAUUGAUAAUUCGUCUUAUGUCAUGUUGUAUGUAGAUUUUAAUAGAACAUUAUUCUCUCUUAAAGAUACUUAUAAUUAAAGAAAUUAUUAUAUUAUAUCACAGAGAAUUAAAUGAAUGAUUUUUUUA